AUGUCCAGAAAUCCCGCCAAGCGCCAGAAAGUUCAAGGAGUGACCCCUGCAGCCUCUGAUUUCGAGAGUUUCGCACCAGAUGGAGAUGUCGUCUUCAUCGUCAACAGGGAUAAACGCGUGCGCGUUCAUUCUGUUGUGAUGAAGGGCGCCUCGCCUGUAUUUGCCGCAAUGCUCGGGCCAAACUUCAUGGAGGGCCAAGCUCUGGCGACGGCCAACGCCAAUGCCAACGCCGAAACCGACCCCUUCGAGAUCGCACUACCUGAAGAAGAAAGCUCCAUUUGCUUCGGAUGGAUUCGUAGAGCUCUCCACUCUCAAUCUGCCACAAUGCUCUGGGACCCCAAAUGCUUGGAGCUUGUGAAAGUCUGGUCCAUCAUCGACAAGUACGACAUGCAGCAGAGCAUGCAACUUUCUAUCAUGUUCUGGUCACACAAGAGACUUUCCGCGGCCCUCACGACACAAGAUCUCUGGCUUUUGGCCCUGGUGUGCUUCCAGAAUAAAGACUCGGCUUCCUUUGAGACUAUCACCAAAAGGCUUCUUCGACGUUCCGAGGGAGCAUUCUUCACCAGCGGCUCCAAGACUGAGAGGCUGGUUAAUAAAAACAUGCAAGGACGAUUUUGGUACAAGCUCGCAGCAAAGCUCCAGGUGGUACGAACUGAUGCCCAGAACAAGGUGGCUAGGUUGGUGUACAAUGAGAUUCCCUUUAUCCUUGCUUCACACACCUGUGCUACCGAAACAGCGGACUACUUCGACCACUUACCCCAUCUCAUGUGGAAUGAUGGUUUCCAGAUCUUCUUCUUGGACAUUGGAGCCCCUGCGAGCUACCUUGACGAGGUUUUAUCAGCGCUGGAUAGCUGGGUGACUCGACAUGGUGGCCGACAUGGAGGCUUAUGUGAUGGCUGUGCUGGGCUUACAGAUUUACUUCGAAGGCAAAUCCGUAAUUCUGAACCUAAGAUCAAAGGCAUAUGCCUUGCUUGUUUCGAGAAGGGAGACAGCACAUGUUCUGAGCACAAGGACUAG
This is a messenger RNA of Fusarium oxysporum Fo47, 1017 nucleotides long. RefSeq lists its product as uncharacterized. The coding region runs from base 1 to 1017 and encodes 338 amino acids. NCBI's taxonomy places the organism in Eukaryota, Fungi, Ascomycota, Sordariomycetes, Hypocreales, Nectriaceae. Gene Ontology annotation, molecular function: protein binding. The record is from RefSeq and is a predicted model, not a curated record. The transcript is spliced from 2 exons.